CUCAUUUACUCUCCAAUGGCGAAAGAUCCGGUUCGCGUCCUCGUCACUGGCGCCGCAGGACAAAUUGGCUAUGCUCUUGUUCCAAUGAUUGCCAGAGGAAUCAUGUUGGGUCCAGACCAGCCUGUGAUUCUUCACAUGCUUGAUAUUCCACCUGCUGCUGAAGCAUUGAAUGGAGUUAAAAUGGAGUUGGUGGAUGCUGCAUUUCCUCUCCUCAAAGGUGUUGUUGCUACAACUGAUGUCGUUGAGGCAUGCACUGGUGUCAGCAUUGCAAUCAUGGUUGGCGGCUUCCCCAGGAAAGAAGGCAUGGAAAGAAAAGAUGUGAUGUCAAAGAAUGUUUCCAUUUACAAAUCUCAAGCUUCUGCCCUGGAAAAGCAUGCUGCUGCAAACUGCAAGGUUUUGGUUGUUGCUAACCCAGCCAAUACCAAUGCAUUGAUACUGAAGGAAUUUGCUCCAUCCAUUCCCGAGAAAAACAUUACUUGUCUGACAAGGUUGGACCAUAACAGGGCCCUUGGCCAAAUUUCAGAGAGAUUGAAUGUUCCAGUAUCAGAUGUGAAAAAUGUUAUUAUUUGGGGAAAUCACUCAUCAACCCAGUACCCUGAUGUCAACCAUGCUACUGUUAAAACACCUGCUGGAGACAAGCCUGUACGCAAGCUUGUUGCUGACGAUGGAUGGUUGAAUGGAGAAUUCAUUACCACUGUACAACAGCGCGGUGCUGCUAUUAUUAAGGCUAGAAAGCUCUCCAGUGCACUGUCUGCUGCUAGCUCAGCUGUUGACCACAUUCGUGAUUGGGUCCUUGGAACUCCAGAGGGAACUUGGGUUUCAAUGGGUGUAUACUCAGAUGGCUCAUACAAUGUGCCGGCUGGGCUUGUUUAUUCAUUCCCUGUUACUUGUUGCAAUGGAGAAUGGACAAUUGUCCAAGGUCUUGCAAUUGAUGAGCUCUCCAGGAAAAAAUUGGACUUGACAGCCGAAGAACUCACAGAGGAGAAGGCUUUGGCAUACUCUUGCCUUUCUUGAAUUUCAUCCUCUCCUGUCUACUCCUGUAGUAAGUAGUCAAUACGUGUGUUUCUGGAAGUAGCUGCAGUUUUGAAUAAUGCCAUUGUUGGUUUAUUGGGUGGACACCUUAAGUAAUGAUGGAGAAGCUACUCCUACAACUAUUUGCAUUUUGUUAUUCCUUCGAUCUUUGGGGAAUUUGAAAACCUCCUUGUGGAGGAUAGAGUAAACCCUGUUCUGCUUAAAUGAUUGAGAUUCAUAAUGAAUGAGAUUAUCUACCGUUUCGUCA
Molecule: messenger RNA, 1279 nt
Organism: Diospyros lotus (date-plum)
Lineage: Eukaryota; Viridiplantae; Streptophyta; Magnoliopsida; Ericales; Ebenaceae
Product: malate dehydrogenase, cytoplasmic-like
Biological process (GO): malate metabolic process; oxaloacetate metabolic process; tricarboxylic acid cycle
Molecular function (GO): L-malate dehydrogenase (NAD+) activity
Source: RefSeq, a predicted model, not a curated record